AUGAACACACAGCCGUUAUUUGAGAAUGAUUGUAUAAAUUUAAUUGAACUAUGUAAUACUAACCCAGAAUUGGCCAAUCGUCUUAUAAAUAAUACCGUUGAGUUUCCUUUCAUUUACUAUAAAUCGUUAAAUCAAGUUCCUUAUAUUCUUUUUAAAAAUUUGUCCUUCAGUUCUAAGAAUAUUAACAAAAUUAUAGGCAUACGUGGAACUAUAAUCAAAACUGGACAGGUUUUACUUAAAAAUACAAAAACAGAAUAUACUUGUCUUAAGUGUAAUUUUAAAGGAUUUAUCAGCGACAUUGAUAAUUCUCUAAAAUUUAGUGUACUAUGUGAAUCAUGUGGUUCUAAUUCUGUUGUCAAUAAAGAAUGUUUAAAUGAAGCUGUAAAGACACAAACUUUGCGUGUUCAAAAUAUAGGAAGCUUAAGUAACAUAACAGACUUAUACGAAAUUUAUUUAGAAGGAGAAUCUGCAGGAAAGUUUCAAGCAGGAUCUGAGGUUAUAAUCUGUGGUAUCUUAAAAUUGAAAUGGAAACCAUUAAAGGUAAAUGAACUUAUUAAUACUUCGUUAUAUAUACAUUGCCUACAUAUAAUAAAAUCGGAAAAUGAUGAUAAAUUUAAAAAUGACGAUUUAGAUGAAUUUGCUGAUUUUUUUUCAAAAAGCAAUUUUAAUAAGCGAAAGUUUUUAAUUGAAUCAUUUACUUCUGAUAUUUAUGGACAUUCAAAUGUAAAACUCGGACUUCUUUUGGUUUUAGCAAAUCAAUAUAAAGAAGAAUCAAAAACUGAUUCUAAUACACGACAGCUUUCUCAUGUACUUCUUUUAGGCGAUACAGGUACUGCAAAAACACAAUUAUUAAAAAUUUGUUCUAAAUUGGUAACACCUGCAAUUAUGACAAAUGGUAUAGGUACAAGUAACGCCGGGUUAACCUCUUGUGCGGUUAAGCAUGGGAAAGAAUGGGGAUUAGAAGCUGGUGCAUUGUUGUUAGCAGAUUUGGGGAUCUGUUGUAUUGAUGAAUUUAAUAAAUUAAAAGUAAAUGAAAAGGGCGGUUUAUUAGAAGCUAUGGAGCAACAGACAUUAAGUAUAGCAAAGGCGGGUAUUUUAUCGACCUUAAAUACAAGAUGUUCAAUUAUCGCUGCUUGCAACACAAAGCAUCAGUAUGAUAAAAAUAAAAAUGUAUCAGAAAAUACGCUUAUUAGUACACCUUUAAUUAGUCGAUUUGAUCUGAUUUUUGGAUUAUUUGAUACAAAAAAUAGAACUAAAGACGAAAAUAUAGCAGAUAAAAUUCUUGAUAGAAUUAAUUUUCGUCUAGAAGAUAAGGCUAAGCCUAGCCAUCUUUGGACGUUGUGCAAAUUGAAGAAUUUUCUUCAUUCAAUACGUCGAAAAGAAUGUGCAAUAGAUGAAGCGAAUUCUAAUAUUUUACUUAAAUAUUAUUUAAAAAAAAAGACAAAAGAAGGACCAAAUGAAUUUAAUACGAUACGUAUGCUUGAAAGUUUGGUUCGUUUAUCUGAGACUCAUGCAAAAAUUUUAGGUAAAAAAGUUGUGGAAGAAGAAGAUGUUUUCAGUGUAAUAUUAUUGUUUGAAACUACUAUUAGUUCCACAUCACUUAUAUCACUCAAAUAUGACGAGCUGUUUAUUAAUGAAAGUGUUUACGAAGAAUCGGUAAAUUACAUAAAAAAAAUUUAUUUAAUUUCAUAA
Vairimorpha ceranae is the source of this 1692-nucleotide messenger RNA. Its product is annotated as dna replication licensing factor mcm7. The coding region runs from base 1 to 1692 and encodes 563 amino acids. The transcript has a single exon. Gene Ontology annotation, cellular component: nucleus; MCM complex. The record is from RefSeq and is a predicted model, not a curated record. Gene Ontology annotation, biological process: double-strand break repair via homologous recombination; DNA replication. NCBI's taxonomy places the organism in Eukaryota, Fungi, Microsporidia, Nosematidae. Gene Ontology annotation, molecular function: ATP binding; single-stranded DNA helicase activity; single-stranded DNA binding.